AGUGUGUGUAUGGGUGUGAUUGAGCGAGUUCCCAGCCGUGCACCGCCUGUGAGAAUUCACAAGUGUGGAACUGAGCUGUUGGGUCACCCUCAGACCCCUGAGCCAGACAGACAGAGCGAUAGAUAGAGGUGGUCUUCUAUUCUCUUACAUACAAUCCAGUUCUGUGUUCCUUUUGCUGAUCUAGCUUGGAGAGAAAGCGCACAACAGUCUGCUUGUGGGUGGUAGUAGCUGGAUUUUCUAGUGUGUGUUUGUGUGCGUGCGUUGGGAGUAUAACGCUUGGAUGGUUGACUGGCUGAGCCGUGUGUCUGCUGCUGUGGCAUCAUGUUGAGGUGCGUGCUCCAGAGGGCCACUAACCUAGAGAGGGGAGACAGGCACAGCGACCCCCAGGCUGGCAUCACCUUCAGAGGGUCGAAGAAGAAGACUAAAGUCAUCAAAAACAAUAAUAAUCCAGUGUGGAAUGAGGGCUUUGAGUGGGACUUGAAAGGAGUGCCCUUAGACUCUGGUGCACAGAUCCAUGUGGUCGUCAAGGACCAUGAGAAAAUGGGACGCAACAGGUUUCUGGGGGAAUGCAGGGUGUCUCUCCGAGACGUUCUUAACUCCCCCAACUUGGCAGCCACCUUCACCGUCUCCUUGGUCGAUACCAAGAAAAACAGUACAGGAGCAACAGUGACCCUGCAGGUCUCCUACAGUCCUCCUCCUGGGAUGAUGCCCAUAUUUCAGCCUCCUCCACAGCCAGAGCCUACGCGCAGCCACACCCCAGUGGAACUGGAUACUGUGACAGUGUUCUCGCUGGACACCAUGGGGGAGGAUGACACGGAGAGCAUGCUGAUGAUGGAGACGGUGGAGGAGCCAGAGGAGCCGGCCAUCGGGGGAGUUCCGGGAGUCCCUCAGGAGCCAGGAGUCCCCACUGCACCGCCCAAAAAGGCCCCCCCAAACUUCAACCCCAGCCUGAAGAAGAAGAAGCGUCAUGGCUCCUCCAACAAAGCACCCCUUCCAAAUAAACCACAGGACCUACAGGUGCGGGUACGGAUUAUUGAGGGUCGGCAGUUACCAGGUGUGAACAUCAAACCUGUUGUCAAAGUUACUGUUGGUGGACAGACCAAAAGAACUCGGAUCAGGAAAGGCAACAAUCCAUUCUUUGAUGAGACAUUCUUUCUAAACUACCACGAGACACCUUCAGACCUGUUUGAUGAACCCAUAUUCAUCACGGUGCUGGAUUCAAAGAGUCUACGUACAGAUUCUGUCAUUGGUGAAUUCAAGAUGGACGUGGGAAUGGUUUACCAUGAAAACAGACAUGCUAUUCUCAGGAAGUGGCUGCUGCUGUCGGAUCCUGAUGACCUCUCCGCUGGUGUCCGGGGAUACCUGAAAGUCAGCCUGUUUGUGCUGGCUGCAGGCGAUGAGCCCCCGAUGGAUAAAAAAGAAGGUGUUGAGGAGAAAGAGGACAUCGAGGGUAAUUUAUUGCGACCUGCCGGACUCACCAUCAGAGGAGCCAUCUUCACACUGAGAAUCUUUAGAGCAGAAGACCUCCCACAAAUGGAUCAGGCCUUAUUCGAUGGCAUGAAGCAAAUCCUAGGAUUUGAUUCCAACAGGAAGAACCUUGUUGAUCCUUUCGUGGAGGUCAACUUUGCCGGGAAAACGAUCUGCAGCAAGGUUUUGGAGAAGAACGCCAGUCCACAAUGGAACCAAAGCUUGAUGCUUCCUGUCCGGUUUCCCUCCAUGUGUGAGAAGAUGAGAAUCCGUGUCUUGGACUGGGAUCGAGCGAGCCACAAUGACGUUAUCGGAACCUUGAAUCUGUGCAUGUCAAAGAUCUCUGCCCCUGGAGGCGAGAUACAGGAUGAUUUGUCUCCAAGGACUCUUCGACAAGUCAUGGACGACAGCGUGGGUUUCCUGCCGACCUUUGGUCCCUGUUAUGUCAACAUGUACGGGAGUCCCAGAGAGUUCAGUGUCAUCACAGACACCCAUGAGGUGCUGAAUAUGGGCAAGGCUGAAGGUGUGGCCUACCGUGGCCGUGUGCUCAUGGAGCUCAGCACCAAGCUGACAGACCGAGGGGAACAUCGAGUAGAGGACAUCUCCUUUGAUGAUCUCCUGGUGGUUGAGAAGUUUAUGAGGAAGAGGAAGUAUUCCCUGUUCGCCGCAUUCUACUCGGCCACCCUCCUGCAGGAUGUGGACGAUGCCAUCCAGUUUGAGGUCAGCAUUGGCAACUAUGGCAACAAGUUUGACCACACCUGUCUUCCCUUGGCCUCAACAACCCAGUUCAGCAGGGCUGUGUUUGACGGUUGCCACUAUUACUAUUUGCCGUGGGGAAACAUAAAGCCUGUGGUGGUCUUGUCGUCUGAAUGGGAGGACAUCAGCCCUCGCAUAGAGGCCCUCAACAUGCUCCUCAAUGCUGCAGAACGUGUGGAGUCGAACCUGCAGCAGGUGCAACUGGAACUGAAAGCAGGCAGCGACCAUGAGGUGGAGGCAAACCUGGUCCAACUUCUAGAUGACGUCAUUGCAGAUUGCAGUGAGGAGCUGCCAGAGAUCGAUGACUGGCCAUGUGUGACCGCUCUGGACAAAUCCAUCAGGAGUCUUCGCAAGAUCAACCUGCAGCAGAUUGUGGAGACGGCGCUAUCGCUCAAACAUGGAGCGGCGGAAAAUGUGGGCAUGGUGCUGGACCAAGCCGAAGACUGGGCACUAAGGCUGCGCAAUUUGGCAGAGGAGCCCCAGAACAGUCUGCCGGACAUCGUGAUCUGUAUGCUCCAGGGGGACCGCAGGGUGGCCUACCACCGCAUCCCGGCCCACCAGGUGCUCUUCUCCCAGGGCUACUGUGGCAAACACUGUGGCCAGCUGCAAACCGUUUUCAUGAAGUACCCACAAGACGGAGACGCUAACGCCAAGAUCCCCGCUCAGCUCCGAGUGAAGGUCUGGUUUGGUUUGGCGGCAGAUGUGAAACACUUCAACCAAUUUGCUGAGGGAAAACUAUCAGUAUUCGCUGAGACGUAUGAGAACCAGACAAAACUUGCCCUGGUAGGGAACUGGGGCACCACUGGGCUCACCUACCCCAAGUUCAGUGACCUGACUGGCCGGGUGAAGCUCCCUAAGGACAGCUUCAAACCCUCACCAGGGUGGAACUGGGGUGGAGACUGGUUCAUCAAUCCAGAGAAAACGUUGUUAUAUGAUACGGAUGCUGGCCAUAUGAGUUUUGUGGAAGAAGUUUUUGAGACCCAAAUGCGGUUGCCUGGGGGACAGUGGAUCGGAAUGCCAGAGGGAUACACUGAUGUGAAUGGAGAGAAGGCUAUUGCUAAGGAGGAGAUCGAGUGUCCUGCAGGCUGGGUUUGGGAGGACGUGGAGUGGAGUGAGGACCUGAACAGAGCUGUGGACGACCAAGGCUGGGAGUAUGGCAUCACCAUUCCACCUGACCGUCGGCCCAAGGCCUGGGUGCCGGCCGAGAAGAUGUACCACACCAACCGCAGGAGACGCUGGGUCCGCCUGAGGAGGAGAGACCUGCAGAAGAUGGAGGCUCUGAGGAAGCAGCGUCCAGAUGAGUCAGAGCUGGAGGGUUGGGAGUACGCGUCGCUCUUUGGCUGGAAGUUCCACCUGAAGCAGCGCAAGACCGACUCGUUCCGCCGCCGCCGCUGGCGCCGCCGCAUGGAGCCGCUGGAGAAGGCCGGACCGGCGGCCAUCUUUGCUCUGGAGGGCACACUGGGCAGUGUGACUGAGGACAAGAAUGAUGACAAGUGUGUCACGACUACAACCUUUGGUGUUAAUCGUCCAACCAUAUCUUGCUUUUUUGACAGUGGAGCUCGCUACCACCUGCGCUGCUAUCUGUACCAGGCAAGGGAUCUGCUAGCCAUGGACAAAGACAGCUUCUCAGAUCCCUACGCGAUUGUGUCCUUCCUGCACCAGAGCCAAAAGACGGUGACCGUGAAAAACACCCUCAACCCCACCUGGGACCAGACGCUCAUCUUCUACGAGGUGGAGAUAUUCGGAGACGCAGACAUCACCGACAAAAAUCCCCCCCACGUUACCGUGGAGCUCUACGAUCAGGACACUUAUGGGGCAGAUGAGUUUAUGGGCCGCUGCGUGUGCCAGCCCUCCAUGGUGGCCUCUCCCAGCCUGACGUGGUUCCCCGUGCAGAGGAAUGGCAAGCCUGUUGGAGAGCUGCUCGCUGCCUUUGAGCUCAUCCGCAGGGAGAAGGCCUCUGUUCAUCACAUUCCAGGUCAAGAGGGUGACAUAUUAUCUUCUGCUCAUAUCAUGGACGAGCUUAUGCUCCCAGGAUUCCUCGCAGAAAACCAGCAGGAAUGGCCGGAAGAUUCGGACCUGCCCUACCCACCCCCUCAGAGAGAGCCCAAUAUCUACAUUGUUCCCCAGGGCAUACGGCCCGUUCUACAACGCACUGCUAUAGAGAUUUUGGCCUGGGGGUUACGCAACCUGAAGAGUUUCCAGAUGGCCAGCGUGACCUGCCCCAGUCUCCAGGUGGAGUGUGGCGGUCGCAUGGUGCAAUCCUGUGUCAUCCGCAACACCAAGAAGAACCCCAACUUUGACGUCAACACGCUUUUCAUUGACGUGCGGCUGCCCGUGGAGGAGCUGUACAUGCCCCCUCUGGUCAUCAAGGUGAUUGACAACCGCCAGUUCGGCAGGAAGCCGGUGGUGGGCCAGUGCAGCAUCCGCUACCUGGAGGAGUUCCGUUGCCAGGCCGACGGACUAGAGAGGGAUCCCACAGAGGAGGACAUAGGUGACAUGGCACCAACCCCUCGAGAUGAUGUUCUGAUUGACAUCGAUGACAAGGAGCCUCUCAUUCCUGGACAGCUAGCAGAUGGAACCAGCUCUGCCAUCAUUAACAUCUCUACCUCUCUCUCCAGUUUACAUGAGGAUGAGUUCAUGGACUGGUGGAGUAAGUACUAUGCAUCAUCGGGGGAGAGGAGUAAAUGUGGGACCUAUCUGGACAAAGGCCUGGACACACUGAAGAUAUAUGAUCGUGAACUGGAGAGGGUUGCUGGUUUUGAGAGGCUGGCAGACUUCUGCCAGACCUUUAAACUGUAUCGCGGUCGAACGCAGGACGAGAGCGAAGACCCUUCCGUUGUUGGGGAGUUCAAAGGCAUGUUUAAGAUCUACCCUCUUCCUGAUGACCCCUCCGUUGCGGCCCCGCCACGGCAGUUCAGCUUUCUGCCACCCAACGGCAUGGAGGAAUGCCUGGUGCGGAUCUACAUCAUCCAAGCCAGCGGCCUUCAGCCAAAGGACGCCAAUGGGAAGUGUGAUCCGUAUGUGAAAAUCACCCUGGGGAAGAAAACCAUCAACGACCAGGAGCACCACAUCCCCUGCACACUGGACCCCGUUUUUGGAAGGAUGUUUGAGCUCAGCUGUUCGCUCCCUCUAGAGAAAGACCUGAGGAUCGCGCUGUACGACUACGACAUGUUGACCAAGGAUGAGAAGAUCGGCGAAACUAAGAUUGACCUGGAGAACCGCUUCUUGUCACGCUACGGAGGCCGAUGUGGCCUCCCACAGUCAUACUGCAUCUCAGGGGUGAACCAGUGGCGUGACCAACUGAAACCCACUCAGCUGCUGCAGCGCUUCUGCGAGAGGAGGAACUGUCGCCUGCCCGUCUACAAGCCUGACAGCAUUCACUUCCAGGGACACGAGUACACCGCCGCUGAUCUGGUGGAGUCCAGAUAUGGGGAGGAGGCCCAGGCGAACCCUCACUUGGGGCCUCUGCAGGAGCGUCUCGCUCUGCUGGUCCUCCGCAGACAGGGCCUGGUGCCUGAGCACGUGGAGACGCGACGCCUCUUCAGUCCCCUACAGCCGGACAUCGAACAGGGAAGAGUGCAGAUGUGGGUGGACAUAUUUCCAAAAUCGUUUGGACCACCAGGGCCUCCUUUCAAUAUCACACCGCGCAAAGCCAAGAAAUUCUUCCUCCGCUGUGUCAUAUGGAACACCAGUGAUGUCAUUCUUGAUGACGUCAGCAUAAGUGGCGAGAAGAUGAGUGACAUCUAUGUGAGAGGCUGGAUACACGGGCACGAGGGAAACAAGCAGAAGACUGAUGUCCACUACCGCUCCCUGGGGGGUGAGGGAAACUUCAACUGGAGGUUCCUUUUCCCCUUCCACUACCUACCUGCAGAACAGCUCUGUGUCGUGGAUAGGAAGGAGCAUUUCUGGAGUAUGGACAAAGCUGAAGUCAAGCUUCCCCCCAAGCUCUCGAUUCAGAUCUGGGACAAUGACAAGUUCUCCUUUGAUGACUACCUUGGUUGUUUGGAGAUGGAUCUGAAUCACAUGUUGCGGCCGGCCAAGUCAGCUGAGAAGUGCACCCUGGAUCUGCUGCAGCAGGCCCCAGAGAAGCUGGUCUCCCUUUUCGAGCAGAAGACAGUGAAAGGCUGGUGGCCCUGUGUGUGUGACAGCGACGGAGAAAAAGUCAUCGCUGGCAAGGUAGAGAUGUCCCUGGAGAUUGUAAGUGAGCAGGAGCAGGAGGAGAGGCCUGCAGGGCUGGGUAGAGACGAGCCCAACAUGAACCCUCAUCUGGAGGAGCCACAGCGCCCCGACACCUCCUUCCUGUGGUUCUCUUCUCCGUACAAAACCAUGAAGUUCAUCAUAUGGAGGCGAUUCAAGUGGCUCAUUCUUCUCUUCAUCAUCCUCUUCUUCAUCCUUCUGUUUGCUGGAGUCUUCCUCUACUCCUUCCCGAACUACGCUGCUAUGAAGCUGGUGGGGCCUUUUGGAGGUGGUGCGAAAGGAGGAACUGAAUGAGGAGCCUUGUGUCAUGGUGGGAGAUGAUGGUGAUGGUGAUGGUCUGGAGCACUGCUUAUGGACAGGACGAUACAUAAUAUAUCAGUGUUUUAUGAUACUUCAUAUUAUCGAACACAGUCUAUCAAUUAACUAUGAGCAUCAGUAUUGUUGAUGUCAUUUACCAUUUACAGUCAGUAUUGACAUGCUGUCUAUACCUUGUGUGUUGCAAACAACAUACAGUAUUAAAAAAAACUUCUUCAAAAAGUGUCCACACAUUUAAUUGGUUUCUUCUAUGAAUUUGUUAACCAGGUUCCUGGCUUAGUUACCGUAUAUUUUGAAUCUAAUGAUUAGUGUUUUAACGUAUUUUGCAUGUUGUAAGCAAAAUGAUAAUACAUUAUCAUCUACAAACUAUUAAAACAGAUGAGACUGUCCUAUUCAAUGGGGUCUUUAAUUAUAUCCAACACAUAUGAGACAUAAAUGUGUGGACCUUUUGAAGAUUUUUUACAUUUAUAAAGGCAUACAUUUACAAAUACUUCACACUACUGACUGGAAAAGACCAUAGUAAUCAGUGUUAUUUAAGGUUCAUGCCACAAUCAUUCAUGGGUCGCUGCUUCACAAUACUUGCAUACUGCUGCAAUAUACAUGUAAGCUGCACUAUGAUAGCAAUGUUUGCUCGACAAACGUUGGAAUGGCAAUAUAGUGGCUAUGUUCUUAAACACCUUAACUAAAUGCAACUUCCUUGUGUGUGUCUAACAGUAUUCCUGAAUGGCCUUUCCUGCAAAGAAACUGCCUGUAUUUCCACCAUCUUUACCUUUGCCAAGUAUUUAUUCAUUUCAGGUUCAUGGUGUAAAACUUUAUUUUGUGAUAUUUGUUACACACACUAUGAGGCUGGAAAAAGGUGAACUGACACAUUGGUUUUAGUAUGUAGUUGUGACAGGUGAUGACCCCACAUACAUCAACCAGGUUCUUUCACUUUGUUGCCAUAGCGAAAGGGAAUUGAGCGGCACUAGGUGCCAGCUGCCUGGCAAACCACAUACAGACAUGGUCACAAAUGGGGAAAAAGCAUAAAAGAAAAUCCUUGUCAUUUGCCAUAGCUACUGUACCUUUGUAGAGAUGACACCUGUGUGUGUGUGUGUGUGUGUGUGUGUGUGUGUGUGUGUGUGUGUGUGUGUGUGUGUGUGUGUGUGUGUGUGUGUGUGUGUGUGUGUGUGUGUGUGUGUGUGUGUGUGUGUGUGUGUGUGUGUGUGUGUGUGUGUGUGUGUGUGUGUGUGUGUGUCUCUCUCUAGCGUGCCUUUGCCCUCUGGGUGACCGGGCCGCGAACCCUCUUCUGUAUUCUCUUUGAUUCCCCUAUACCACUUUAAUCUCUCUUUCUGUUUAAUCCCCUUUUCAUGUUGCUAGUAAAACUGCCGCUUUCUUCACAGCCAGACGCUCCUUUCUUCUUCCUUCACGCAGAGUGAGAGGACAGAUAGAUCUGCCGCGUGCCGCCUCUCUCUCUCUCUCUCCGUCACUAUCUCACCCGCUUUGCUUCUCUCCCUCUCCUGCGUGCCCUUUCAACACCCUUUCAUUCGCUAGGUUAAAUCCAGGAUUUGUUCGGUGUGCUUGUAAGGUCUCGGGCAGACUGGGGGCCCCCGCUGUCAGCCGCUGAUACAGAGAUAACCAUCAGAUGUGUUGUUUUGGUUUGGGGGGGGGGGGGGGGG
Molecule: messenger RNA, 8390 nt
Organism: Engraulis encrasicolus (European anchovy)
Lineage: Eukaryota; Metazoa; Chordata; Actinopteri; Clupeiformes; Engraulidae
Gene: dysf
Product: dysferlin, limb girdle muscular dystrophy 2B (autosomal recessive)
Exons: 57
Coding region: 322-6714 (2130 amino acids)
Biological process (GO): negative regulation of phagocytosis; macrophage activation involved in immune response; vesicle fusion
Cellular component (GO): cytoplasmic vesicle; membrane; T-tubule
Source: RefSeq, a predicted model, not a curated record